Molecule: messenger RNA, 980 nt
Organism: Alosa alosa (allis shad)
Lineage: Eukaryota; Metazoa; Chordata; Actinopteri; Clupeiformes; Clupeidae
Product: murinoglobulin-2-like
Exons: 8
Cellular component (GO): extracellular region
Source: RefSeq, a predicted model, not a curated record
AAACCACUGACCUACACCACUGCUCUACUGGCCCACACCUUCAGUCUCGCUGGAGAAGAAGACAUCCGAGCUGAGCUUCUGAAACACUUGGACAGUGUAGCAACCUCUGAUGGGAGUCUCAUGCACUGGUCUCAGUCCUCAUCAGAGUGAGCUGAUUCUCUGGAGGUGGAGACGAGCUCUUAUGUGCUGUUAGCUGUUCUCACCAAACCCACACUGACUGCUGCUGACUUAGGCUAUGCUUCCAGGAUUGUCAACUGGCUGGUGAAGCAGCAAAAUCCAUAUGGAGGCUUCUCUUCCACACAGGACACGGUGGUGGCACUGCAGGCUCUGGCUCUGUACGCCACCAAGGUCUUCAGCCCUCAUGGCUUCAGCACAGUGACCGUGCAGUCAGCAGGUGGCGACAAACACCAGUUUGAUGUGAACCAGCACAACACAUUACUGUACCAGGAGACCGCGCUGCAGGACGUUCCUGGGAAGUACAGCGUUGAAGUGACGGGCUCUGCAUGUGCUUCUGUGGGGGUGGCUCUUUUCUACAACAUCCCCACUCCGACUGAGCACUCAACCUUGAGCAUUAAGACUCAAGCCAAGCCUCUGACCGAAGCAGAAUGCAACAAGGCCAAUGGGCAGGCCUUCAUCCUAAAAAUCACAAUCCAGUAUAAUGGACCACUGCCAAGCACCAACAUGGCUAUAAUAGAUGUGACAAUGUUAUCUGGUUUCACACCUGACUCUUCCUCUCUACAGGGCAGCAGCAUAUUAGUGGACCGAGUCGAUAAGAAAGAUGACCACAUCCUUGUGUAUCUGUCACAGGUUCCAAAGGAUAUUCAUUACCAGCUGUCCAUCCGACAGGAUGUCCUAGUAAACAACCUGAAGCCGGCAGUGGUCAAAGUGUAUGACUACUACCAAAUCAGUGAUGAAGCAGAGGCAGAGUACAGCUCCCCGUGUGCGUAAGAAGAGAUCCUGGUGGAUUCAAUCAUUCUGGU